Molecule: messenger RNA, 3444 nt
Organism: Tyto alba (common barn owl)
Lineage: Eukaryota; Metazoa; Chordata; Aves; Strigiformes; Tytonidae
Gene: AKT2
Product: AKT serine/threonine kinase 2
Exons: 14
Coding region: 675-2120 (481 amino acids)
Biological process (GO): protein phosphorylation
Molecular function (GO): ATP binding; protein serine/threonine kinase activity
Source: RefSeq, a predicted model, not a curated record
GGAGGGGGGUGCCCCCCGGGGGCGAGGGAUUGUCCCCGUGCCUUGGGGGGCAUCAAUCAAGCAUCUAGCCCUCGGACACGAGCGGGUGGCCGGGAACAUGAACGGAAGUAAAUAUUUAAAUAUAUGCAAAUGAGCGGAAGCAGGAGGUGCUCCGUUUCCCCCCCCACUGUGGGCGGAGUGGGCACCGCCAAUCGGGAGGCGCAUGCGCGCUGGCGAGCGGUGGGCCCCCGCCUCUCGCCCGCUUACACCCUCCGCGCAGGCGCGCUGCUGCCAAGGCGCAUGCGCAAUCGGGGGUGGAGGAGCCGCGCCUGCGCAGUCCGGCUCCGGGGAGGCGAGUGGGGUCUUUCCCUCUCCGUCACCCCCUCGACCCCCCCCCCUCCCGCUUUUCCCCCCCCCUCCCCUCCAAACCUCCUCCCCGUCCGUCUCCGCUUCCUGCGUGCGUGGGCCCGGAGCGGGAGGGGUUUCCGGGAGCGCGGGCGUCGUCGGGGCUGAUAAGGCUGAACAAGGAGAAGGAGCCCCACCGCUACCGGGAUGAGCGACGGCAGCCGGUCGGGCGUGCGGCGUCCAUGACAGGUCAUCUCCGUUCUCGCUGCUCCUCCUGCAGCCGCUGCCGCCAGCGUUAGCCACUUCCCCGGUCCUGCGGCAGAGAGGGGGUUAGAGCCCGCGGCACCACCAUGAACGAAGUGUCAGUCGUGAAGGAGGGCUGGCUGCACAAGAGAGGGGAAUACAUCAAAACAUGGCGCCCCCGGUAUUUCCUGCUGAAAAAUGACGGAUCCUUCAUUGGCUACAAGGAACGGCCGGAGACGUCCGAUCACAGCUUGCCACCUCUGAAUAACUUCUCGGUAGCGGAGUGCCAGCUGAUGAAGACUGAGCGGCCUCGGCCCAACACCUUCGUCAUCCGAUGCUUGCAGUGGACAACGGUCAUUGAGAGGACCUUCCACGUAGACUCUCCCGAAGAGCGCGAGGAGUGGAUGCGAGCCAUCCAGACGGUAGCAAACAGCCUGAAGAACCAAGAAUCGGAGGUGGACACAAUGGAUUACAAGUGCGGAUCUCCUAACGACAGCACCAGCGCCGAGGAGAUGGAGGUGGCUGUCAGCAAAACCCGUGCCAAGGCUACCAUGAAUGAUUUCGAUUACCUGAAGCUGCUGGGAAAGGGCACUUUUGGCAAAGUCAUCUUGGUGCGGGAAAAAGCCACCGGCCGCUAUUAUGCCAUGAAAAUCCUACGGAAAGAGGUCAUCAUUGCAAAAGAUGAGGUGGCGCACACUGUUACGGAGAGCCGGGUGCUGCAGAACACCAGACACCCCUUCCUCACUGCGCUGAAAUAUGCCUUUCAGACAAAUGACAGGCUGUGCUUUGUCAUGGAGUACGCCAAUGGUGGAGAGCUGUUUUUCCACCUCUCGAGAGAACGCGUCUUCACGGAGGAUCGAGCUCGUUUCUAUGGUGCAGAAAUAGUCUCUGCGCUGGAGUACCUGCACUCCCGGGAUGUGGUGUACAGGGACAUUAAGCUGGAAAACCUCAUGCUUGAUAAAGAUGGCCACAUCAAAAUCACCGACUUUGGGCUCUGCAAGGAAGGCAUCACAGAUGGAGCCACCAUGAAGACCUUCUGCGGCACUCCCGAGUACCUGGCUCCAGAGGUCCUGGAGGACAACGACUACGGCCGCGCCGUGGACUGGUGGGGCCUGGGGGUCGUCAUGUAUGAGAUGAUGUGUGGUCGCCUCCCCUUCUACAACCAGGACCACGAACGCCUCUUCGAGCUGAUCCUCAUGGAGGAGAUCCGGUUCCCUCGUACCCUCAGCCCCGAGGCCAAAUCCUUGCUGGCCGGGCUGCUCAAGAAGGAUCCCAAACAGAGGCUUGGUGGAGGUCAAAACGAUGCCAAGGAGGUGAUGGAGCAUCGCUUCUUCGCCCCCAUCAACUGGCAGGACGUGGUUCAGAAGAAGCUGGUCCCACCGUUCAAGCCCCAAGUGACGUCCGAGAUCGACACACGGUAUUUCGAUGACGAGUUCACCGCCCAAUCCAUCACCAUCACCCCGCCAGAUCGCUACGACAACAUGGGCUCCCUGGAGAACGACCAGCGGACGCACUUCCCCCAGUUCUCCUACUCCGCCAGCAUACGGGAGUAACCAGCAGCAGCGGCAUUCGGCCUCGUGAGGAGGAGGAGGGGGGUUUGGGGGCUCACUCAUGGCAGGAGGGAUUUCUCUUCCGUGCCCAGCAGAUGGGGGGCGGGAUGCUGCGGCUCGCCGGUGCUGCGCCGCGGCGCCUUUCGGAAGCCAUACGCCUACCAAGUGCUCUUUCUCUGCAGCUCCCACCGGCACUGAGACGUGCCUCCUGCCCCUAGCCUAGGACUGCUUUGAUUUUUAAUUAUUUUUAUUUUUUAAACUUCUAGAAGUGCUCGCAGCUUUUUAAGCCAACCCCUCUUUCUCCACAACUGUGGCCUUGACCCUCCCCACCCCCUCCCCCGGAAGCUCAGCCAGCCCUCUGCCCAGUAAAACCCACUGUUCCCAGUUGGGGAGAAGCUGUUUUCACAGCAGAAGGGAGGGGGGAAAAAAACCUCUGAGGCCAGGACCCAAUGCUGGCUGCCCCAAGGGAGGGGACAACAGGGCAGGACCCCCGCUGAGACUGGGGGGGGCCACAUCUCAGCCUCUCGGAUCUGGCUCUGCUUGGAACUGAACCAGCAGCGACCGAAAACCAACCGUACCCCUGAACUGGUGCCUCAGCAGAGCGGAGCACCUCCACCGUGCCAGCGUAGUCCUACAGAAAACACGAUCGAAAAAGCAAUAGUUUGGCUUCUCCGGUGCCUUAAAGCCAGGAGCUGCAGCGGUCCUGGGCUCAGUGACAGCGGCCACAUCCUCGGUGGGCGACGGUGUCACCAGAACCAGCUCGCCUCCGGUCUCGGUGCGGUGUUCCAGAGGGACGGGGCUUUGGCUGCCGCGCUGCCGGCAUCAGGACUGGGUUUCUUCUAGCACACGCCACUGCCGACGGUGGAUCCGCACCCGAUGGAUGCUCUCUGGACAUCUUUUGGUAGAGACCAGUCACCGGGGCUGUGGGCUCCUGGCACAGCGUUGGUGGGACCUGGUGCUCGGGGACCAUUGCCUUUGCGGCACCGGCACCAACAAGCCGGGCCAGUGACAAGCUGGACUUGCUGCCCGGCAUCUCUUGGUGCAGCCAACGGCAGGGGCUGCGGUUUGGAGGUAGGAAUUUGGUGCCUGGUGCUGCUUCCCCCCCUGCGGAGAGGAACUGAGAAAACUCGCUUUUUCUUACCUAGUUCCUAGUUGCCCAAAUUGAGUCGAAUUAACUUCAAAAUACCAGAGCAGGGUGGGGAGCCAAGACCCCUCGAUGCGGUGGGCAUGGUGGCCCGGCAUCCCCAGCGCAGCAGCUGGCCGGCAGCUCUUGGCUGCCCUUGUGUUUGUACGGUACAAGCAAUAAAAUGGGGGGGUUUUUGUUCUU